Molecule: messenger RNA, 2961 nt
Organism: Anneissia japonica
Lineage: Eukaryota; Metazoa; Echinodermata; Crinoidea; Comatulida; Comatulidae
Product: kelch-like protein 12
Exons: 12
Coding region: 99-1871 (590 amino acids)
Molecular function (GO): protein binding
Source: RefSeq, a predicted model, not a curated record
AUCGGGAGCAUCGGAGAUCGGUUGAGUGGGGGAGGUCAUGUUUGUUUCGCUCAUAAAAUAGAAGUGAAGUUUCAUUUUAGAGCCAUAAAGUUUAUGAUAUGAAACUAGGCAAUGAACACCACAUUGAGGCUUCUUCAUUUGAAAUGGAAUCUCCCCAAUUAAGAUCAAAGAGAAUCAGGGCUAGGCCUAGCAGCACAACUAGCCACUCCAAAGGCAUGCUCAUGUCAAUGAAUGAACUGAGGAAACAGGAGCUUUUGUGUGAUGUUGUGCUUUGUGUUGAGAAACAAAUGUUUCCUGCACACCGGAUUGUCAUGGCAGCUAGCAGUGAUUAUUUCUGUGCAAUGUUUACAGGAGAGAUGUUUGAAAGUCACAGACAGCAAGUGGAACUGCAGGGUUUGAAGUCAUCGACUAUGAAGAUUCUUAUCGAGUACAUUUAUACAGAAAGUAUUCAGAUCACUGUUGAAAAUGUCCAAGAAGUAUUGCCAGCUGCUUGUCUUUUACAACUCAAAGGUGUUGAAAAGUCCUGCUGCACUUUCUUAGAAAACCAGCUCGACCCAACAAACUGCCUAGGAAUCAAACACUUUGCAGAGAUGCACUCAUGCCUGGAUCUCACCCAGGCUUCCCUCGACUACUGCCACAGGCAUUUUCAGGCUGUGGUUAAAAAUGAUGAGUUCUUGGCUCUUGAUGAGAAGGAGGUCGAAGCACUAGUCAAGAGUGAUGAUGUCCAUCUAGGCUCAGAAGAAAUGAUGUUCGAGGCUCUGAUGUCCUGGACCAGGCACGAGAAAGAGAGCCGCAUGGACAGUUUACCCAGACUGCUGAGUCAUGUUCGCCUGCCAUUACUUUCACCGAAGUAUUUGACUGACACAAUUGAUAAUGAGCCUUUAAUUAAACGAAAUCAUGAAUGUAGAGAUUUGAUUGAUGAAGCAAAAAGAUUUCAUCUUCGACCAGAAUGCCGUGGCCAAAUGGAUAGUGUUCGCACCAAGCCAAGAACAGGGGCAGAUGAAAGACUAGUGGUUAUAGGAGGGUUUGGGAGUGAGCAAAUGCCCCUUUCAACAGUUGAGGAGUAUAACCCUAAAACAGAUGCCUGGACAUUUCUUCCUGCAUUAAAUAAAAGAAGAAGGUAUGUUGCUGCUGCUUCCCUGAAGGAUCGGUUGUAUGUAAUAGGAGGCUACGAUGGAACGGCACGGUUAAAUCUUGUUGAAUGUUUAGAUUGUUGUAAAGAAGAAAAGGCUAAAUGGACGAGACUCUCACCAAUGAAUACAAGACGUGGACUAGCAGGAGUUACUGUUAUUGGAGAUGCUAUUUAUGUGGCUGGUGGAUUUGAUGGCUCCAUGAGGCAUUCUUCACUCGAAAAAUAUGACCCCCAUAUAGAUCGAUGGAAUGUUCUGAAAGAAAUGGAGAACGGCCGAGAAGGAGCAGGUCUCGUAUCAGCUGGGGGUGUGAUGUAUUGCAUCGGUGGUUAUGAUGGUUUUCGGAUUCUGAAGUCUGUAGAACAAUUUGACCCUGCUGCCGGUCAGUGGCACAGAAUCGCACCUAUGCUUGUCCCAAGAUCAGGUGCUGGAGUAUCUGUCCUCAAUGACAUGAUCUAUGUUAUUGGUGGUUAUGAUGGCAAUGGUCAUUUGUCUUCAGUUGAGUGCUACAACCCAAGAACAAACACUUGGAGACCAGUAGCAAACAUGUCACUGCCCCGAUGCUACGUUGGAUCUGUCACACUGAAGGGGAAGCUAUAUGCAGUAUCAGGAUAUGAUGGCUCAAAACUAUUAAAUACCGUAGAAUGGUACGACCCGGUAAAAGACGUUUGGGAAACUUUGCAGUUUAAUAUGGACAUGCAGCGCUGCGAUGCUGGAGUAUCGGUCAUCAGACGAUUUUGACAGUAACAAUGUUAGAAAUAUAGUGAUAUGUGGUAAAGUGACAGUCACACAUGUUAAUGUGAUACUUAGUCAGUUCUGUACCUACUUUCUAAGACCAAAUAUAAAAGAAAUUUGGGUUAUUUUCAAGGAAAAAACUCCACUUUUUUUCACUACCUCUGUUCACAUACUCUACAUAGCCCUGUUCGAUGCCAGAUCAGGCCUGGCCAGGCCUAGUGAAACAGAUAUUCAUUGCUGUCAAUAAAUGAUGUAGUGGCCAAAGAAAGUUAGUGAAAUAGAGCAGAAGAACCAUAAUUUUGUUUGCCUAACUGCGGCACAUGGUUCUUUACUUUUAAUUUAAAGAUUGUAGGCUCAAGUCUGAUCUUGUUUACCUUUGUUCAAGGCAAUAGUGUUUUGCUUGGGCAAGACACUUUUUGCCUCUCUUCAACAAAGAGUAUAAAUGGGUACCUGCUAGAAUGUGAAGGAGUUCUUAUAAUAAUAAUAAUAGAUAUUACAGAGGUCUCUAUGUGCUCAAGUGUAUAAAAAACAAAUAACAUUGACUUUUUUUUUUUUUUUUUUUUUGAGUGAGGGUUUAAGUGAAAUGAACUUUUAAACUGGUGCAGAAUUAUUCACCAGAAUAGAGAUACUUCCCAGAGUAUAUGGAAGUUGCACAUUGUGUGUAAUUGAUUCUGUAAUCAAUGACAAGGGAAACAUUAUGUGUAGAUACUUUGGAUAUUAUCAAAUAUACAAUUCAAAAAUAUAAAUAUAAAAUACAUAUAAGUUUCAUUUCAAUACUUUUAAUAAAAUGGCUCUAUGGUGCAAUGUAUAUUAAAUAUAUUUAUUUUACAAUAUCUAUAUAUUAUAUCAACACAUCUAAUUUAUAUAAUUUAUAGGUACUGUAUAUCAAUUUAGCCUAAUCAAUGUCCUUGAAAGUAACUGUGUAGAUACUUUGGACAUAAAUUUCAACCAUAUUGAAAAAUAUAUAUGUACAUAUAGGUUUCAUUUCAGUACUUUAAAGAAAUGACUUUAUGGUGCAAUGUAUAUAUACAUAUAUUUAUUUUACAAUAUUUAUAUAUGUCCACACAUCAAAUUUAUAUAAUUUAUCGGUAUAUCA